Scedosporium apiospermum is the source of this 1065-nucleotide messenger RNA. RefSeq lists its product as uncharacterized. Gene Ontology annotation, cellular component: heterotrimeric G-protein complex. The transcript is spliced from 5 exons. Gene Ontology annotation, biological process: G protein-coupled receptor signaling pathway. Gene Ontology annotation, molecular function: G-protein beta/gamma-subunit complex binding; G protein-coupled receptor binding; GTPase activity. The record is from RefSeq and is a predicted model, not a curated record. NCBI's taxonomy places the organism in Eukaryota, Fungi, Ascomycota, Sordariomycetes, Microascales, Microascaceae. Bases 1 to 1065 code for a protein of 354 amino acids.
AUGUGCUUCGGAAGCAGGAAGAAGGACGAUGGUGGCAUCUCUCGGUCGCGCGAGCUCGAUCGGAUAAUCCGGCAAGACGAGAAGCGGAUGGCAAAGGAGGUUAAGCUGCUAUUACUCGGAGCCGGAGAAUCUGGAAAGUCUACGGUAUUAAAGCAGAUGAAGUUGAUUUACGCCCAAGGUUUCAGCAAAUCCGAAAAGCUCGAGUGGAAACCCGUCGUGUUCAACAACGUCGUGCAGGCCUUCCAGGUUAUCCUCGAAGCUAUGAACGAGAUGGAUAUUCACUUCGAGAACCCUGAGAACGAGAAGAACAUGGCGCACGUGCUAGUCGAACAAGAAAUUCACCCCAACGAGCCAUUCCCCCAAGAUUUCCUCGAGCCCAUCAAGGCGCUCUGGCAAGAUGAGGGCGUUCGCAAGGCCAUUGAUAAGGGCAACGAAUAUGCCCUGCAUGACAAUCUCUCAUACUUCUGCGAUGACAUCGACCGCCUUUGGGCUCAAGACUACAUCCCCACAGACCAGGAUCUCCUCCGCUCGCGACUCCGAACGACGGGUAUUACCGAAACCGUGUUUGACCUUGGCCAAUUAACAUACCGAAUGUUCGAUGUUGGUGGCCAACGGUCCGAACGAAAGAAGUGGAUCCACUGCUUCGAAAACGUCAACUGUCUUCUCUUCCUCGUUGCGAUCAGCGGUUACGAUCAGUGCCUUGUAGAAGACAAGGAUGGCAACCAAAUGAAUGAGGCUUUGAUGCUCUGGGAAUCGAUCGCGAACUCGCAUUGGUUCGCCAAGUCGGCGCUAAUCCUGUUCCUCAACAAGAUGGAUCUGUUCAAGGAGAAGCUCUCCAAGAGCCCCAUUACCGAUCACGGCUUCACCGACUACCACGGACCUAAAGACGACUGGAAGGCGGCGAGCAAGUACUUCUUGGAGAAGUUCCGGGCACUAAACCGGAAUAGCGAAAAGGAGAUUUACGGCCACUUCACGAACGCGACAGAUACGAAUCUGCUGAAGAUUACGAUGGGAUCGGUACAAGACAUGAUUAUCCAGCGCAACCUGAAGCAACUGAUACUUUGA